AGACGGCGAUCGUGGCACAGUACCCGACUGUACGAUGGCCAAACAGUAGUGCUGGUGAUGAUUUACGUUAUAUUCCCCUUCUCCGGUCGGCAGAACACAGCGUGCACAGUAACACGAAGUUACGCGGUUCCAUACAGUGGAAGCUCCCUAAUCCUGAAUGCUAGACUAUAUUCUUGGGCGGACCAUGGUUUUCCAGUACGCGUCUUGUUCUCCAUGCUGCCAUAUGGGUUAAGGAAUGCUUUCGCACAGCUAUUAGGGAUACAGCGAUGCAUUGUUGGGCAGGCGCAUCCGCAUUUCCCGAUAUUCAUUGAUGGGAAUGGUGAUUCCUGACGCCAACUCUGCUGUUCCCCAUUAAUCCAAGGUCUCCGGCCCUUCCUCUCUUUGUCGAUCACGGCCGGUCGUCUCGCCUGCACGGCCCCACCGCUGGUCCUGAUUAAUGUUGCUCCGAACAUGACUUCUUCACUUCUUCACUAUUUAUUCCACCGCUGUCAAUGGACAGCACUUGGGGUCUGUCUUACAAGCCGUCAGUCAUGGCGCCGGCAUGAUGAACCUCGACGAAGUGGGGCUGGCCAAUUCUGGGAAUGUGAUAUACUUGGUGAACGUAACGCUGGGAGGGGAAGACUUCACCGUCCAACUUGAUACCGGGUCGACUGACCUUUGGAUUGAUGCUCGCGGUCGCAAUGUCAAGCUCACGAAUUCCACUACCAAUACCGCGAACGAGACGUACGGACAGGGCUCAGCGUCCGGUACCAUCAACUAUGCUGAGCCGACGGUCGGAGACUAUGUCGUUGCCUCACAAGCCUUUGUGAAGGCAUCGGAGGUCGAGAAUAUGCCCGCCGGAAUCCAGGGUAUUCUUGGUAUGGCGUUUGACAACGCCAGGAUUUUCGAGAACCUCGAACAAGCGUGGGGAACGGAAGCAGCAGAGAAGCUCGGUCGCGCCUUCAUCACCAAUCUCUUCGCCCAGAACCAAUCUCUCCCCAACAACUUUGACCUCCAGCUCGGCCGGUCAACCUUCGAUGAUCCGACCGGGAAUAACACGUUCAUCAUCAGCGGUCAUGCGGCGGGUUUCGAGGACGUCGCACAGGCCCCGAAACUUACUCGCGAGGUUUCCGACCACUGGACCGUCCUCUUGGACGAGAUGCGCGUAGAUGGUAAACAAUUCUUGUUCAACAAGUCGGUCGUCUCUGGUGUACCCGAAGGCAACGUCCUUGCUGUUCUUGACAGCGGCUUUUCUCUCCCACCCCUCCCUGCUGCCGCUGUCAACGCUAUUUACAGCACGGUUCCGGGAGCCGUGCUUCAUAGCAGUCCAAUCGGUGCCCUCAAUGGCUGGAUUCUUCCUUGCGACUUCCCUCCCAUUGAUGUCUCAUUCACUUUCGGCGGCAAGGAAUACCCCGUCCACCCGCUAGACCUGUUCCUGCCUGUGUUCCCGGUCCCCAUUAUUGAAAACGGCAGCGAGAAGAACGUCACUGUGUGCGUGGCGACCUAUCAGGCCUUGGCGCUCGAUCCUGCUUCCUUCAACACUUUCGACCUGAUCCUCGGCGACGCGUUCCUCCGUAGUGUCUACGCUUCCUUCGACUAUGGGGACUACAACCCAACGAACAACACUAAUGGCCAGCCCUUCGUGCAGAUGGUGUCCACGGUCGACGUCUACUCCGCUCCGAACGAGUUCGAGGACUUCCUCUCUGAACUGCGCAGCAACGCUCCUCCGUCUCUCGAGCCCUCCGUAUUCGUCACCAAGCAGCUCUCUCCUUCCCUAACUGGGGGCACCAACGCAUCUACUGACAGUUCGGUGCGCGGUUCGCUCGCUACCGACGCCGACGCUACAUCCUCCGGCUCCUCCAACGGCUUGGACAAGAAGUGGGGCACCAUCGCGCUCGCGCUCCUUGCCGCGAACCUCCUGGUCGGGAUCAUCCUCCUCAUCGUCGUGCUCACCAUGUGUGUUCGCGGGAUGAAGGGCCGGAGGAUGUCGAAUCCUGAUUCGCGGUGUCACGCUGUUCCCGUCAAAUUCAAAGAAGUCGCCGAUCCCGAUCCUGAAGCGGGCCCGCUCAGGUAUAGCGACUGAGUCCAGAAGGCGGUAGUAGGGUGAUUGUCUAGAGCCAUCACCGCUGUCCGACGUUCCCGCCGACCCUCGUAGACCCUGAAAGCGACUGCCGUCACGAAGGCGCUUCACCCUUUGCGUAAUACAUCUCGCCUAAAUACGUUCGGCAAGUUUGUCACAUCCGAGUUCUAACGUCGUUCUGCGUUGUCUGCUUGGCCGCUCCUCCAAUGCAUAC
Molecule: messenger RNA, 2273 nt
Organism: Dichomitus squalens LYAD-421 SS1
Lineage: Eukaryota; Fungi; Basidiomycota; Agaricomycetes; Polyporales; Polyporaceae
Product: acid protease
Exons: 9
Coding region: 542-2062 (506 amino acids)
Biological process (GO): proteolysis
Molecular function (GO): aspartic-type endopeptidase activity
Source: RefSeq, a predicted model, not a curated record